AUGGGGGCCCCCAAGCUAAGCAAGAGGGAGGGGCCCCAGCUACCCAAGACGGGGGGGCCCCCAGUGGGGGUAUCGGAGGCAGCAAAAGAUCCUCUUGCAGCUUUUCUUCAUUUUCGAUUCGAAGUAGAAGAAAGACAGCCCGUUGUAUACCUCUACGAACUCCAAAUCAAGGAGGAAUACACCUCAGAUGAAUCUUGUCCUUAUUGGCUGCUGCAGCAGCACAUGCAGCAGCAGCAGCAGCAACUUGUUGCUGCAGACAGCAGCAGCGAAGAAGAAGAACCUGAAUAUGAAAUACUUAAGAAGGAAAUCAUUCCGUAG
This is a messenger RNA of Eimeria maxima, 318 nucleotides long. Its product is annotated as acetyltransferase domain-containing protein, putative. The coding region runs from base 1 to 318 and encodes 105 amino acids. NCBI's taxonomy places the organism in Eukaryota, Apicomplexa, Conoidasida, Eucoccidiorida, Eimeriidae. The transcript has 5 exons. The record is from RefSeq and is a predicted model, not a curated record.